AUGUCGCGCUUUCCGCCGCCCCGCGGAGUGGGGAACUCCUCCUCGUCGGCCGCGUCACGCCUUCCGCCGCCCCGCGCAGUGGGCAAUCCGUCGUCGUCGGCGUUUUCACGCCUUCCGCCGGCCCGCGCAGUGGGCGAUCCGUCGUCGUCGGCGUUUUCACGCCUUCCGCCGCCCCGCGCAGUGGGCGAUCCGUCGUCGUCGGCGUUUUCACGCCUUCCGCCGGCCCGCGCAGUGGGCGAUCCGUCGUCGUCGGCGUUUUCACGCCUUUCGCCGCCCCGCGCAGUGGGCGAUCCGUCGUCGUCGGCGUUUUCACGCCUCCCGCCGCCCCGCACAGUGGGCGAUCCGUCGUCGUCGGCGUUUUCACGCCUUCCGCCGCCCCGCGCAGUGGGCGAUCCGUCGUCGUCGGCGUUUUCACGCCUUCCGCCGCCCCGCGCAGUGGGCGAUCCGUCGUCGUCGGCGUUUUCACGCCUUCCGCCGGCCCGCGCAGUGGGCGAUCCGUCGUCGUCGGCGUUUUCACGCCUUUCGCCGCCCCGCGCAGUGGGCGAUCCGUCGUCGUCGGCGUUUUCACGCCUCCCGCCGCCCCGCACAGUGGGCGAUCCGUCGUCGUCGGCGUUUUCACGCCUUCCGCCGCCCCGCGCAGUGGGCGAUCCGUCGUCGUCGGCGUUUUCACGCCUUCCGCCGCCCCGCGCAGUGGGCGAUCCGUCGUCGUCGGCGUUUUCGCGCCUUCCGCCGCCCCGCGCAGUGGGCAAUCCGUCGUCGUCGGCGUUGUCACGCCUUCCACCCGUCCCGCGUUGGCCUUCUGCCAGGUUCCACGGGUUGCUGAUCGUCGGCCGCCUCCACGGCUCUGACCUGACGCGCAGGUCCUCCCCGCUUUCUUCCCUUCGCACGUCCGUCGGCGUCACCGGAUCCGCGCGGGUGACGGUUAGUGACACACAGAGCCAAUCGCCCCGCUUCCACCGCUCCCUCGUCAACGCCAGUCUGCACAUCGCCAGUCUGCGCAUCGCCAGUCUGCACAUCGCCAGUCUGCACAUCGCCAGUCUGCACAUCGCCAGUCUGCACAUCGCCAGUCUGCACAUCGCCACUUUCGCCAAGGGCAGCCCGAUGAUCCCCCGCCCACCCGCUCCCCCCUCCCCUUGCCUCCCUCUCACUCACUCCACUGCAGCUGUCUCAUUCCGUCACCACUGGAGUUCUGAGUCGAUCCCUUCCCUCUCUUCCCCUCCCUGCACCCCCUGUAUCCCCCGACUCCCCCAUCCCCCCGUGGGGUCCACUCCCUCAAGAACGACUCGUUUUAAGAUGCCUUCACCAAUGAAGUUCAGAGUCAACCCUUUCGAUGAGGCCUUCACAAGUGGUGUCUUCCUAUUUGCCAAGAAGUUUCCUCGCGGCUCACCGACUCUGGAUAGGAUUGACAGGGAGCUUCCAACCCUCUUUAUCCCUCCUCUGCCUUACGUAACCCCAUUCUUCCCAUCCGUCCAUACCCUCGUCUUCCCUCACCCAUCUUCCCUUCACCCCAUCUCACCUCUUCCCAUCCUUCCAUACCCCCAUCCCCCCUCACCCACCUUCCCUAUUUCCAUCCUUCUUUACACCCAUCUUCCUGUUUCCGUUUCCCCACCCUUCCUUUUCGCACCCCCCUCCUGUGCUCGCAGGGAGCUACUGCAACGGCAGCCUGACAGCAUCACCCCUGACGCCUGGUGCUCUCUCCCUGCCUUCGCUGCCUCGGGAGCUACUGCAGCGGCAGCCCGACAGCAUCACGCCAGUCACCUGGUGCUCUCUCCCUGCCUUCAGUGUUGCAUCGCCUCCCACAUCCCACUCAUCCUCCCCUAUACCCGUCCUCCAUGCUCCCCGCCCAUCCUCCCGUUCUUGCUUGCAGGGAGCUACUGCAGCGACAGCCUGACAGCAUCACGCCAGGCUCCUGGUGCUCUCUCCCUGCCUUCAGUGAUGCAUCGCCUCCCACAUCCCACUCAUCCUCCCCUAUACCCGUCCUCCAUCCUCCCCGCCCCAUCCUCCCGUUCUUGCUUGCAGGGAGCUACUGCAGCGACAGCCUGA
Messenger RNA from Closterium sp. NIES-65, 2043 nucleotides. The record is from the annotation of a GenBank genome assembly. NCBI's taxonomy places the organism in Eukaryota, Viridiplantae, Streptophyta, Zygnematophyceae, Desmidiales, Closteriaceae.